This is a messenger RNA of Triticum urartu, 1103 nucleotides long. NCBI's taxonomy places the organism in Eukaryota, Viridiplantae, Streptophyta, Magnoliopsida, Poales, Poaceae. The record is from RefSeq and is a predicted model, not a curated record.
GGGAGAGAGAGAGAGAGAGAGAGAGAGAGAGAGAGAGAGAGAGAGAGCAAUGGAGUCCGACAUGGAGAUGAGCUUGGAUUUCUCUUGGGAGACGCCUAGCUUCUUCGAGCUCUGCGACGCAGAUAGCAUGCACCUGCCAGCUGAGGACUCUCUGUCCUGUCUGUACGAGCACGGCGACUCAACUAGCUCGCCGGACGGCGCCAACUCGGGGCUGACGAGGAGGUGGGCUGGCAGGAACAUGCUCAACGAGAGGGACCGGCGCAGGAGGCUCAACGAGAAGCUCUACGCCAUUCGCGGCGUCGUUCCAAACAUCACCAAGAUGAACAAGGCGUCCAUCAUCCAGGACGCCAUCGCCUACAUCGAGGAGCUGCAGGAGCAGGAGCGCCAGAUUCUCGCCGCCCCUGGAACAGAUGGCUGCGCCGCCGUGGUCCAGGCGGACUCGACCGUGGACGACGGCGUCGGCUCCCCGCCACGGACUACCUCCGCCUCCUCCAUCUGUUCCCCUUCCCCGCAUCCGGUCCAAAUCCUCGAGCUGGAGGUGACGCAGGUGGCAGAGGAUUUGGCAGUGGUUAACGUGAGACAUAGAAAAGCGCAGGAGGCCAUGGCGAAGGUGUAUGGGGUGCUCGAGUCGCUCUGUCUCAAUGUCAUCACGGCAAGUGUGACCGUCGUGUCCGACAACAUUGUCCACAACAUGUUCAUCGAGUUGAAUCUUGAAGGUGUGGGCGCACUACAUUAUGGAAUGGAGGGAGUAUUGUACUUCAUCAGAAAAUUGUAUUUUUCAGACGGAUGGAAUGGAUUGUGCUCAAACGAUCAAGGAGAUGGUAAAGUCUCACUCAGUCAUCUCAAUGUGAGAAGAAGAUCACCGAAGUCCAUGAAUCCCUAAUGAAGAUUAGAUGUUGCAAGGAAUGCACAAAUUGGCAGCCCAAUUACCUACACCUUGUUCAGUUUCACUCUCAUACUAUAGUCAUCUUCAAAUAAUGUGACAACAGUUGAAACUAACUAUAUGGCUGAAGAAAUAGUCAUGUUCUAUGGACUUAAUGCCAGCAUGCACUCCAUAUAAAUUGGAAAUUAUGCAAAAACAUAUGGUAUAUCCUCUCUGAUUA